Helobdella robusta is the source of this 1185-nucleotide messenger RNA. RefSeq lists its product as hypothetical. Gene Ontology annotation, cellular component: cytoplasmic microtubule; catenin complex; beta-catenin destruction complex. The record is from RefSeq and is a predicted model, not a curated record. The annotation marks the transcript as partial. Lineage: Eukaryota; Metazoa; Annelida; Clitellata; Rhynchobdellida; Glossiphoniidae. The transcript is spliced from 4 exons. Gene Ontology annotation, molecular function: gamma-catenin binding; microtubule binding; beta-catenin binding. Gene Ontology annotation, biological process: cell fate specification; regulation of cell differentiation; pattern specification process.
GCUACAAUCACGUCAUCAUCAUCACCAACAUCGUCAUCAUCAUCACUAACGCCGCACGACCUUCAGCAUGGAGAUAUGAUAUACUCACUACUAUCGAUACUCGGCACUCACAACAAAGACGAAAUGAGUAGGUCGCUACACGCCAUGUCGCUCUCACCCGAAAGUUGUGUGGCCAUGAGGCAGUCCGGUUGCCUGCCCCUGUUAAUCCACCUACUGCACAAUAGCGAGCCAGACCCUAACCACUUCAACAUAAGGUCAAGGUCGUCGGCCACCCUCCGUAACAUCAUCAACGUGCAUUGCGAGGAUCAAAGGGGCAGACAGGAGUCCAGGGUGCUGAGGUUGUUGGAACAGGUUCGCGACUAUUGCGAUCAUCUGAAAGCCUCUGCUCUCUAUAACGCAUGCUCUUCGUCCGUCGUUUAUGACGAUGUUGCAUAUUUUCAAGACAUCCAACAUCCGUUGGGUGCUGCAACAGUCCUGAUGAAGUUAACAUUCGACGAAGAACACAGGCACGCAAUAUGCACAUUAGGUGGCAUCCAGGCAUUGGCGGAGCUACUGCAGUUGCAGCAGGAGUUGUUCGGCCACACCUUGGACCCCGACAACCUGACAAUGAGAAGAUACACGUGCAUGGCUCUCACUAAUCUAACGUUCGGAGAUGGAACUAACAAAGCUCUCCUCUGCUCCAUGCCCGGUCCACUUCGAGCCCUGGUCAUCCAGCUCGAAAGUCCCUGCGAAGAUCUCUGCCAGGUGGCUGCCAGCGUUCUCAGAAAUUUGUCAUGGCACGCCGAUACAGCCAGCAAAAAAUAUUUGAGAGCCGCUGGAGCCGUGGAAAUGUUAACGAGGUCCAUACUAAUUAUCAAAAAAGAGUCAACUCUUAAAAGCUUGUUGAGUGCACUUUGGAAUUUCUCAUCUCAUUGUCCGGAGAACAAAGAGGAUAUUUGUGCCAUCAGAGGAGCCUUGCAACUUCUUGUUUGGUCUUUGAAUUUCAAGAGUCCGUCGAAAACACUGGCUGUCGUUGAGAACGGCGGAGGUGUGUUGAGGAAUGUAAGCAGUCACGUAGCUACCAGAGCAGACUAUCGAAGUAUUCUGAGACAACACGGUUGUCUUCCGACUUUAUUGAAACAUCUACGAUCUCCAAGCUUAACCGUCGUAAGUAACGCCUGUGGAACUUUGUGGAACUUAUCAGCU